AUGGCGAGCAGAAGCAUGAUGAGCUCCUCCAUCAACCAGAGUGCUAAAAGCGCCACUGCCACCACACGACCCGCCAACAACGGUAACGUUGUCAAGCGUCUCCAAUCCGAACUCAUGACCCUAAUGACAUCUCCCACACCCGGCCUCUCCACCUUCCCAUCAGCAACAGACCUCACAAAAUGGAACGCCACCGUCGCCGGACCCUCGGAAACACCCUACGCCAACUUGACCUUCAAGCUCACACUCUCCUACCCGUCCAACUACCCCUACGCGCCUCCAGAAGUACUGUUCAAGACGCCCGUGUACCAUCCGAAUGUGGAUAUGAGUGGGAGGAUCUGCUUGGACAUUCUGAAGCCUGGUGGAGAGGGUAAAGAGGGUGCAUGGAGUGCGGUGUUGAAUACUAGUUCCGUGCUGUUGAGCAUUCAGAGUCUACUUGGGGAGCCGAACAAUGCUUCUCCACUCAACGGCGAGGCAGCGCUAUUAUGGGAUCGAGACCAGGCAGAGUACAAGAAGAAAGUGCUGGCCAGGCAUCAGGAACCGGCGGAGAUGGAGGAGAAUGGGCUGACUGUUGGGUUCUGA
Recurvomyces mirabilis is the source of this 579-nucleotide messenger RNA. RefSeq lists its product as uncharacterized. The transcript is spliced from 3 exons. The record is from RefSeq and is a predicted model, not a curated record. NCBI's taxonomy places the organism in Eukaryota, Fungi, Ascomycota, Dothideomycetes, Mycosphaerellales, Teratosphaeriaceae. Bases 1 to 579 code for a protein of 192 amino acids.